Paramisgurnus dabryanus is the source of this 4294-nucleotide messenger RNA. NCBI's taxonomy places the organism in Eukaryota, Metazoa, Chordata, Actinopteri, Cypriniformes, Cobitidae. The record is from RefSeq and is a predicted model, not a curated record.
CCGGGCACUGAUCUGUGACAGAACUUUUAUGAAGACAAACUUUGUUUUAGUUUUCGAAUAAAGAUUAAACUAAAUUGCUAGUCAGGAAGGGGCCACAAUAUAAAAAAAAUCAUAAUAUACUUUAACAAAUGUUUAAAACUGAAGUCAGAGAGUUUGUUUUGCUGGUUGUUGAUGAAUAACGGGUGAGUUAUCACAAUUAUAAGCAGUUACGUCAUAGGAAAAUAAGUGUACAAUGUCAUCGUCAUUAUCAGUGCCCCAACCUGCAAACACGAUAUAGGCUACGGAUUCACGAGCUUGGGAUGCGACACAACUAUUCACAUUUAAGAGGAUUGAUGCAGCUGCAUCGAUCCGGGCUACAAUUGGACGCGCUUGAAAAAGUAUCUUUUUCUAGAUUGCCAAACGUCCAGCGUGCAGAACCCUCAUCUCCAGCUUGCAAGGCCGCGACUUUCCAGUCAGGUCAAUGGUCAUCUGCAAAAUGAUGCCAGCCGGCCACCUGCCCUACGUGCCAACCCUGCUCUCCCUGAGCGCCCUGCUGCUGUCCCCGCUGCUCACAGGCUCUAUGGCCUUAUCUCCACCAAAGUUAACGAAAGUACCUGUAGACAUGAUUGCCGUCUCUGGAAAUAUCGUGUCCUUCGUAUGCCAAGCCACAGGUGACCCUAAACCAAGAGUAACAUGGAACAAGAAAGGGAAGAGGGUCAACUCUCAGCGGAUCGAGACGAUAGAGUUUGAUGAAGGAGCAGGUGCAGUUUUGAGGAUCCAGCCAAUCCGAGUGCCUCGAGAUGAGACCAUCUACGAAUGCGUGGCAGAGAACAGCGAGGGGAAAAUCAGUGCCCAAGCUAAGCUGUCAAUAAUUACAGAGGACGUGCUUCCGGCAGGCUUCCCCAAAAUCGACAUUGGUCCACAGCUCAAGGUAGUGCAGCUGACUCAUACCGUCACUAUGUCGUGCACCGCCAGCGGGAACCCAGAACCAGAAAUCACCUGGUUUAAAGACUACCUUCCCAUCGACCCCAACAAAAGCAACGGCCGGAUCAAACAGCUCAAAUCAGGUGCCCUCCAGAUAGAAAAUAUAGAAGAAACCGACCAGGGAAGGUACGAAUGCGUGGCAUCUAACGUGGAAGGUGUCCAGUACUCUAACCCUUCCAACCUGUAUGUGAGACCUCUGGCCUUUGUUCGACGCCUGCCACCUCGUUUCUCCAUCCUGCCCAGCAGCCACGAGAUCAUGCCAGGAGGUAGUGUCAACAUCACUUGCGUUGCAGUAGGCUCGCCAAUGCCCUACGUCAAGUGGAUGCUAAACUCGGAGGACCUGACGCCCGAGGAUGAGAUGCCAGUGGGCAGGAACGUCCUAGAGUUAAACGGCGUCCGAGAGUCGGCCAACUACACCUGUGUGGCCAUGAGCAGCCUGGGCAUGAUUGAAGCUGUGGCCCAGAUCAUUGUCAUGUCCUUGCCAAAACCUCCAGGUAGACCUGUCGUAACGGAAACCACCUCAACCAGUAUCACUAUCACUUGGGACCGUGGCAACCCUGAGCCAGUUUCCCAUUACAUGAUCCAAUAUCGUGCCAAGUCUCCAGAGAGCAAAUUUGAGACUGUGGAGUCCAUCACCACCACUCACUAUAGUAUCGGAGGACUUUCUCCAAACACAGACUAUGAGAUCCGUGUAUCAGCCUUCAACACCAUUGGCCAAGGGCCACCCAGUGAACCAGUUGAGGCUAGAACUGGCGAGCAAGCUCCUGCUAGUCCUCCAAGAAAUAUCCAGGCCCGCAUCAUCUCGCAGAACACCAUGAUGAUGCGUUGGGAUGAACCGGAGGAGCCCAACGGGCAGAUUAAGGGUUAUCGGGUGUACUACACCAUGGACCCGUCACAAGUCAUGAGCAUGUGGCAAAUCCAUAAUGUUCAGGACAGUGUGAUCACCAUGAUUCAGAAUAUGGUGCCCUUGAGGACUUACACCAUCAGAGUCCUGGCCUUCACAUCUGUUGGAGACGGACACUUCUCGGAUCCCAUCCACGUCAAGGUGCUUCAAGGAGUUCCUGGACAGCCAAGCAACUUUCAGGUUGGGAAGGUGUCAGACACAAGCGUUCAGCUUACAUGGGAAUCUGCCUUUGAGAAUGAAGGGAUCAUCAGUUAUGAACUUCACUACAAAGAGGGGAUACAAGGACCUGAGGUAAAGAAAACUUUCGGCCCAACCUCUUCCCACUUGGUGGAGGGCUUACGUGCGGAUACAGAGUACCACUUCUCCUUGGCCGCUGUCUCCAACAAGGGGAUCGGGGCCUUCACCAGCGAAAUAUCCCAAAGGACAUCCCAAGCCAGUGUGUUUGGUGAUAAAGUAAAGUCAGUGUCAGUGAUGGAGGGAGAUUCUGUUAUUCUACCCACUGAUACCGACAUACUGAGGUAUAAUCUGAUCGAGUGGUGGUUUGGAGAUCAACAGUAUCUCAUAGCUAGAAUCAAUAGGGAAGCCAAUUCACCCAGAAUAUAUGAUAAUGUUCUUGAUGGGAGAUUCAAAGACAGACUGAAGCUGAACAGUGAGACAGGAGAUCUCACCAUCAAAAACUUCAAAGCUCAACACACUGGAGAUUAUAAACUAGAGAUGUUUAGCGAGAAGAUUACAGUCAAAACAUUCAGCAUUAGUGUGUUUGGUGCUGAAGUGAAGUCAGUGUCAGUGAUGGAGGGAGAUUCUCUUACUCUACACACUGAUAUUAAACUACAGACAGAUGAUCUGAUACUAUGGAGGUUUGGAGAUCAACAGGAUCGCAUAGCUAAACUCAACAAGGAGGCCAAUACAAUCAGAAUAUACGCUGAUGUUCUUGAUGGGAGAUUCAAAGACAGACUGAAGCUGAACACUGAGACUGGAGAUCUCACCAUCACAAACAUCACAACUCAACACUCUGGGGAUUAUAAACUAGAGAUCAACGGAGAGAAGAUUAUAACAAAGACAUUCAGUGUUCGUGUGUCUGUAGAUGCAGAUAAACUGAAGGCAGUGAUGUUGGGAGAUUCUGUCACUCCACCUGAUGUUGCCAAUAUAAAAGCCAAUUGAAAAGAGUCAGAAGAGAUCAACAAACCUUUGAGGACUGGAAGCCCCUGCAGCAGUGAUAUUUCUUAAAUGUUAUGAUCAACAUCAAAUACAUCAAAAUUAUUAACCGCAUUAUAAAAUGUUUAGGUAAUAUAUGAUUCACCAUAUAGAGUUUACAGCUUACUGUAUUUAUAAGCUAUACAGUAUCUUGCCCAAAAAUGCCAAUAGUACCAUCAUGUUGAAAUCAAAUCCAAGUUUUCUAAAGCAGUGAUCAGUGUUGGGGAAAGUCACUUUUAAAAGUAAUGCAUUACAAUAUUAAGUUACUCCUCAAAAAAGUAACUAAUUGCGUUACUUAGUUACUUUUCAUGGAAAGUAAUGCUUACAUUACUUUUAAGUUACUUUCGCGUUACUUUUUCUUACUUGGCUGAGGCUUGAUCUCUUUCAGCCUUGCAGGUGUUUUUUAUGAUCGCAAAAAUGUCGAGCUCUGGCCUGCCAUCUCCGUUUCUGAAUCAAACUGUUCAGAGUGUGCAGAUCUACGUUAAUAUGUUCAGUUUAAUUCAGUACAUUAUUUUAUUUUUAAAUUGAAUUAAUUAAACUGAAAAGUAACUCAAAGUAAAAAAAAAAUUUUUUUUUAAAUAUUAAUGUGUACAUUUAUAAAGUAAUGCGUUACUUUACUCGUUACUUCAGAAAAGUCAUAUUAUUACGUAAUGCACGUUACUUGUAAUGCGUUACCCCCAACACUGGCAGUGAGUCCCAACCUCUUUUAACCCUAAGUACCCCCACAGCUCUAUCAGAAAGCUCAAUGACACUAAACCAAAGAUGAAUAAUCAGCAAUAAUCAAUUUGAAGCAUUAAAAUAAAUGAUCACUGACUGAUGAAGUAUGUUUAUUUGUCUGGAUGUUUAAAUCAAUGAUAGAGCUUAAAUUAAUCAGAGCUCAGUCAGCGACGCGAUAAUGUUGAGAAAGUUGAAUUUUAUGCAAAUCAUAAGUGAAGUGAAUCGUAAGUCUCUCAUCAUUUAAAGUUUAUGACAGGUUUUGUCCUAAAAUGCUGUUAUGAGUGAGUAGCACUAUUGUCUUACGCCUUUUUACAGUAAGACGUAGAAAGAGAGAGAGAGAGCGAGCGGGAGGAAUAAAGAGACACUAUUCAUCCGUGCAUGUUUUGAUGUAAAGUGUGUUGAUGUCAAGUCACUUGUGUUGGCCUAUCAAUAUUUCUAUAUAAUUUUUACCUCAGUAUUGAUGUAGCUUUAUAUUAUCAGUUUGUUGUCUUCAUGUUAUAUUUGCUAAAUAAAAGC